Salpingoeca rosetta is the source of this 696-nucleotide messenger RNA. RefSeq lists its product as uncharacterized. The coding region runs from base 1 to 696 and encodes 231 amino acids. Gene Ontology annotation, biological process: transmembrane transport. The transcript has 3 exons. Gene Ontology annotation, molecular function: transmembrane transporter activity. Lineage: Eukaryota; Choanoflagellata; Craspedida; Salpingoecidae. The record is from RefSeq and is a predicted model, not a curated record.
AUGCGCGCACCUUCAUUGCAGGAUGUGUUGCAGGUGCGAAGCAGCUCGGCCGUGUAUGGCGCCGUGGCAUUGCACCUCAACGUGAUGAUGUAUGCCUGCUCCUUCUGGCUGACGCAGCCGCUGCUGCCAUACAUGACGGCACGCCUCGGCGUUGAUCGCAUCACCUUUGGCUACCUGCAGUCGGCCCUCGAGGUCGCACAGAUCAUCUCAAGGUUGCAUGACUCUGUGGCUGCUGUUGUGACGAAUGCGGUGCUGAUUGGGCCGCUGCAACGUCGCUUCCGCCCACAGCAGCUCAUCCUCGCCUCCAUCUCCGCGCUCGCCCUCUGCUUUGCCAUCCUCACCUUCACCCGCACGUACCAGGAGCUGCUUGUCCUGCUUGUGCCCGUCUCCAUCGCCUCCACCGUCCUGUACACCAUCACCGCUGCUUCGCUCAGCAACAGCGUAGACAGCGACGAGACAGGCACAGCCGUCAGCAUCAGUCACUCCAUCCGCUCCUUCACCGGUGUUGUUGCACCACCCAUUGGCGGCACCCUCUUCACAUAUGCCCGGCUCGAUGGCGUUGGGUUUGCCAGCAGCGGUCUCGCUGCCAUCGCAGCGUUUGUCUACAUGCUCCUCACCAACGCAACAGUGGCGGCUGCGCAGGGCGCUGGUGAUCACGAACCCGCAGCACGCGCCCACGACAAGAAGACGUCGUAA